AACGCAGUUGAACGUGUAUAAAAAGCAACGGCAGCCGGUGGACAGAUAUCAUUCGCUUGAGAUCUCCUCACACCGGCAGGGCACAGUCCGAAAAUCACUGGAGCGUAAUUCGUUUAGUUUCGGUAGCAUCAAGUAUGAAGGCGUUCGUAGUGUUGUCUAUGGCUUUGGCCAUUGCCUCCUGUGCGGCAGUCGACGAUUCCUCGAAAAAGGAGAAACGAGGCCUGUGGGAGCUGGGAAGCGACCAUGAAAGCUACGGCUUCGAUGAUCAUCAUGAUCUACAUCAUCACGACGACCACCACCACGAGGUGAAACACGUUUCCACAACCAUCACCAAGAAGGUCCCAGUUCCAUACCCAGUUGAAGUUGAGAAGCACGUCCCCGUUCCGGUGAAGGUUCCAUACCCAGUUCAUGUCGAAAAGAAGGUUCCGGUCUAUGUUGAGAAGAAGGUUCCAGUCUACGUCGAAAAGAAGGUCCCAGUCCACGUUGACCGUCCAGUCCCAUACCCAGUCGAAGUCAAGGUCCCAGUCGUCCACAAGGAAUACGUCGAAGUGCCGAAACCGUACGCAGUUCAUGUUGAAAAGCCCGUCCCAGUGUACGUGAAGAAGCCGGUGUACAUCACGAAGCACGUUCCAGUAACUGUCCACAUCAAGGAGCACAAGAAGCACUGGGGUCUGUUCUAAGCGAUGAUCGUUGUUUUUCUUUAAUAGCAUAGA
Molecule: messenger RNA, 713 nt
Organism: Wyeomyia smithii (pitcher-plant mosquito)
Lineage: Eukaryota; Metazoa; Arthropoda; Insecta; Diptera; Culicidae
Product: mantle protein-like
Exons: 2
Coding region: 135-680 (181 amino acids)
Source: RefSeq, a predicted model, not a curated record